AUGCGAGUGUUCAACUUCCUGCCCUUGCUGCCUGCAGUGCUGGCGAAUCCGCUGGCCAAGCGCACUACAGCCUGCAACAACUCCCCGGACCUCUGCUCCAAAUCCUACGGCGAGAUCACCCACCUCGGUGCCCACGACAGUCCUUUCCUCCGCGACUCAAGUACCAGUAACUCGAUCGCCGGAAAUCAGUACUUCGACACCCCAACACAACUAUCAGCCGGUGUCCGUCUCGUCACCGCACAAGUCCACAAAAGCAACUCACAAUGGCGUCUCUGCCACUCCUCCUGUUCCUUGCUGGACGCAGGACUCCUCAGCGAUUGGCUGAAGAAAAUCAAGUCAUGGCUCGAUGAUAACCCCAACGAAGUCGUCACAAUCCUCCUAGUCAACUCAGAUGACGCAUCAGCCUCCGAACUCAACACGGAAUUCACAACUGCAAACAUCACAGACUAUGCCUACGAACCGACGUCUCAGAACUCCGCCCCGACAACCUGGCCCACCCUCCAAACCAUGAUUGACGACGACAAACGCCUCGUCGUCUUCGUCGCCUCCAUCACCACCAGCGAGAGCUACCCCUAUCUCAUGGACGAAUUCACCUUCCUCUGGGAGAAUCCAUACGAUACAAGCUCCGCUUCCAACUUCUCCUGCGAAGCGGACAGACCCUCCGCAUACUCUGGCAACGCGGCCUCCGCCAACGCCGCCAACCUCCUCCCCCUCAUGAACCACUUCCUGUACUCGUCCGAUCUCGCCAAGUUCGACAUCGAAUACCCGAACGCGAGCUACAUCGGCACGACGAACGCUGCCUCUGGCGGCACCGGUAACCUGGGUGACACUGCGACGACCUGUAAGCAGGAGUGGAGCGGGCGCCAGCCGGCGUUCGUCCUGGUUGAUUUCUUCAACCGGGGUCCUGCGAUCGAUACGGUGGACAGUUUGAAUAAUGUGACUGAUCCUGUGGGUCGCAAGUCUGUGGCUGAGGCUUCGACCAAUAGUGCGUCUUCGAGCAGCAGUGUCUUCAAGGGGCUUGUUGAGUUGGCGGACUCGGCGAGAGCUGGGUCUACUGUUACGAUGGGCAACUGGAUUUGGGCCGGUGGGAACUGGGGUAAUCUCCUUGGCGGAGGAAUUUCGUUCUGA
This is a messenger RNA of Penicillium brevicompactum, 1128 nucleotides long. RefSeq lists its product as uncharacterized. Lineage: Eukaryota; Fungi; Ascomycota; Eurotiomycetes; Eurotiales; Aspergillaceae. Gene Ontology annotation, molecular function: phosphoric diester hydrolase activity. The coding region runs from base 1 to 1128 and encodes 375 amino acids. The record is from RefSeq and is a predicted model, not a curated record. Gene Ontology annotation, biological process: lipid metabolic process. The transcript is spliced from 2 exons.